Messenger RNA from Hirsutella rhossiliensis, 6510 nucleotides. Its product is annotated as CCR4-Not complex component, not1 domain-containing protein. Lineage: Eukaryota; Fungi; Ascomycota; Sordariomycetes; Hypocreales; Ophiocordycipitaceae. Gene Ontology annotation, cellular component: CCR4-NOT core complex; P-body. Gene Ontology annotation, molecular function: molecular adaptor activity. The transcript is spliced from 5 exons. The record is from RefSeq and is a predicted model, not a curated record. Bases 1 to 6510 code for a protein of 2169 amino acids. Gene Ontology annotation, biological process: nuclear-transcribed mRNA catabolic process, deadenylation-dependent decay.
AUGGUCCCUCCACCAAGAGCGGGAUCGUUCUCACCAAAUCCUGCACAGUCUCUCCAGACGGGAACUGGCCACUCGCCGCAUCCGUCUCACGCGGGUGUACUGAGCGCUGGCGCGAGCCCCAGCACCAGCAGUCCGACGGGGACCAACUCCCUGAUCAAGAUUGUUGUCGCCCAAGUCUAUCUUCUGCUUAGUACCAUCAAAGAAGACAAGGAUCGCGCCAAGUGGGAAUUGCAGGUCGAUCAGCUUAAAAAGCUCAUCGAUGAACACGGGCUCAACCGACCCAUCACGAACCCGGGCAGUUACCACAUCCUCGUCGCUGAGAUGCGAAAAAUUGCGCACGAUGUCGACCAAGCCAGCAAGAUUGCCGAAUCGGUGGAAAGCGGCACCGAGGACAUCUUUCGCGACUUCGAUCUCUCGACCUUCAUGGAACAUUUUAAGCUUGAUGCACUGGAGAAGACGCUGCUGGCUCUGGCUUUCAAGACUGGGUCUCGUUCCGACUUGAAGACCAAAGCUGACGCUAUCUUGUCGACAAACUUCUCGAGUUUCAUUGACAUCGUAUCGCGCCCAGAUAUCGAGGCCCAUGCAGAUCUCACGCCCGCCUUCCUUGCGUUCGUCGUCGAUCGAUUCCUACAAUAUCAUCCUCCCAGCUUCAACGCCUCCUCCAGGCGCGAUCUUCAGAACUAUGUCGUCAAGCGAUACGUAGCCAUGGAUCAGGCCCCGCCUUCCGAGGUCUUGGCCGCGCUCGACAUUGGCAGAGUCCUUGCCGACAGACCGGCAAACUCGUUGGCCCGAUCCAUUCAGAGGACCGGUGCUGACUUUACCCGGGAUGAGGAGACAUGCCUCUCGUACUUGCAGGGUCGUCCAAGCAACAUGCAGCUUAGUCCCGAUCAGGUUUCGGCAGCACUAUUCUUCACGGCCGUCACCCAGACUCCGCAGCAUGAUCCGGCAACGCUCACCGCUGCUCUGCUGCGGGUGCUUCCAAGGACAUUCGACUGGACCGAGGUCGUGCUGCUCUUCGACCAGGCCUCGGCACGCAUCUCGUCGAUUCAGUUUCUGCGACUCUACAAAGCGCUGCUGCCGAUUGCCCAGGAUCCCAAGUUCAACUUCGAUAUACAGCGACUCUGGGGCGGGUCUUGGAGCGAGCCAGAAGCUCAGUUGUCCUUUGUCAGUGCAUACGCGUCGUUGACGCCGGAGCAGCUCGACGCGACUACAAUCCCGGGAUUGCACCGAAGCAUCAACAUCGAAGACUACGCUAAAUCUCCAGCAAACGUGCAGGAACGGGCUGCAGUUGCCGUCAAGCAUCCUCUCGUCUCCGUCGCUGCCCUGUCCGCCAUUUUCAACGUCGCCUUGAACUCCGUCCACGCUUCGCAGAGCGUCGAGGCCAAGCGUCUAUUUCAAGAGGUGGUGGUGCCCAACUUGGACAUCUUUUUGGUGUCUGCCUUUGAAGUUCCGAGACAGUCCUGGGCAACCAUGGCGGUUGAUACGUUGAACUCGCUCUUCGAAAACUUCUUGUACAAGCGAUCCCCCGAGUACGAUUUCGUCCUUGACAGCUUGUGGAAGAAGGAUAGGGACUGGGUUGUUCAGCGGCUGAUUGACGCCCACGCCGUCAAGCCAGUCGAUCUACCCCUGGUUUUCGAUCAUGCCAUUAAGCAUGGUUGGCUUGACGAGCUCAUCUAUCUCCCCAAUGGCUUUGGGAUCGAUCUCGCCGCCUUUUCGCAUGCAGAGGGUCGUCUUGAUUUGGCAAAUUGGGCGCGGUUCAACGCAGACAGAAGCGUCGAGAUUGCGCGCACCUUGUUGCAAUUCUUGAUGAUCAAAGCCAACCUGGAAAUCCAGUUCCAGCGGCCGCCUGACGGACAGCCGCCGGUGAAGACGAGCACCAGCCUACAAGUCCGGACGGUCUCGGCUCUGCUGCAGAUACUUGAAGACUUUUUGCCCAAGGCGCCGGUCCAAGACCUUAUCCUGGUUCAACGCCAUUGCAUCACCGCAUACCCUCGAUUGAUCAACUACGGCGAGGGCUACGACGACAUCAUCGAUGCGAACGGCAGGGAAGGCAACGCCUUGCCAACGGCUGCCAACAGCAAGAUGGAGGAACACUACAAGAAGAUGUACGGGGACGAGCUCCAGGUCCGCACCAUAGUAGACAUUUUGGAUCGAUACAAACACUCGCGAGAUUCCUUGGACCAAGAUGCCUUUGCUUGCAUGAUCCACGGCCUUUUCGACGAGUACAACCACUACGUCGACUAUCCCUUGGAGGCUCUAGCAACAACGGCCGUUCUCUUUGGUGGCAUAAUAUCUCACAAAUUGAUAUCGGACCUGCCCCUCAAGAUUGGCCUGGGAAUGAUCCUCGAAGCAGUGAGGGAUCAUAUGCCGGACGAUCCAAUGUACAAAUUCGGUCUCCAGGCUUUGAUGCAACUCCUGGUUCGCUUCCGAGAAUGGCCUGGAUUCUGCAAACAACUGCUGCAAAUCCCCGGGCUCCAAGGCACAGAGGCGUUCAAGAAGGCUGAGGAGAUUGUCAGGGACCACGAAGAAGAGCUCGCGCGCUCCCGAAACGGCGCAGGUACGCCGCACGGUCUCAGUUUUGCCGGCGACUCGUUCAUGAACGGUAACCCAGAGGAACCUGUCGUCAACGAUCGCCAGGCCCCCCCUUUCGCCGCCAUCGGUGUCGACCCAGUCCCCCCCGGUAUCGAACUCGAGGAGCCAGGUGAUGAGGAUCAGGGCAAGAUCCAGUUUGUUCUGAACAACAUCACGGAGGGAACCCUUCAAUCCAUGCGCCUCGAGCUGCGUGAGUUAUUGGAACGCAAGCAUCGGCAAUGGUUCGCCAGUCACCUUGUCGAAGAGCGGGCCAAAAUGCAACCCAACUACCACCACGUCUACCUGGAGCUCGUGAAAAUCUUCGAAGAUAAUGCCCUCUGGAACGAGGUGCUCCGCGAGACCUACAUCAGCGUAGCCCGGAUGCUUAAUUCGGAGCUUACAAUGCAGAACUCGACGGAACGAACGCAUCUCAAGAAUCUGGGCGGCUGGCUCGGCCUUUUGACACUGGCUCGGGAUCGGCCCAUCAAGCACAAGAACAUUGCUUUCAGGCAGCUGCUGAUCGAAGCCCACGACACGAAGAGGCUCAUUGUCGUGAUACCUUUUGUCUGCAAGGUUCUCAUCCAAGGCGCCUCGUCUGCAGUCUUCCGACCCCCUAACCCCUGGCUCAUGGACAUUAUUCACCUUCUCAUCGAGCUUUAUCACCAUGCCGAGCUGAAGCUCAACCUCAAAUUCGAGAUCGAAGUGCUCUGCAAGGGUUUGAACCUGGACCACAAAAGCAUCGAGCCUUCGGGGGAGAUUCUCAAUCGUCCGUCAAUGGAAGACGCGGCUGAGAUUCUUCCGCAGGAUCAGUUGGACGCUUUCGAGAAGCUGUCCUUGAACGGCAUUGGGUCUGUUGUUGGCGCAGGCUUGUCCCCCCAGGCUGUUGCGCCUGCUAUACCCGAUGUCGGGCCAUUGAUCAACAUACCCCCGACGAACGAGAUGGUGGUCAGCUCAACGCGUCUGCAUGAAAUCGUGCGAACUGCCUUGACACGUGCUCUGCAAGAUAUUAUCCAGCCUGUUGUGGACAGGUCCAUCACGAUUGCAGCUAUAUCCACGGUGCAGAUGAUCCGCAAGGAUUUUGUUUCGGAGCCAGACGAGAACCGUUUGCGGACUUCAGCCGUCAACAUGGUCAAGGCGACUGCCGGUAGCUUGGCUCUGGUCACCUCCAAGGAGCCUCUUCGGGCCAACAUGACGAACUAUAUGCGGAACCUGGCUAAUGACCUGCCUUCGGGCCUUCCUGAAGGUACAAUCAUUAUGUGUGUGAACUCAAACCUCGAUCUAGCUUGCAACAUCAUUGAAAAGCAGGCUGAGGAGAGAGCGGUACCCGAGAUCGAGGACCUGCUGGAGGAAGAUAUUGCGGCCCGGAGACGGCAUCGCAUUCAACAGCCGAACGAGCCGUUCUACUCGGGCACCGUCAACCGCUGGGGAAUGACCAUUCCGAACCCAUACAAGCUCUCCCCGAACCACAAUGGCCUCAACCCCGAGCAGAUGGCAAUUUAUGAGGACUUUGCCAGGCAGCCGCGCAACGCCGUGACCUCUGGCGCUUCACAUGCGCCAUCCACCUCGGAUGCCACUCGAUCAAUGGCAAACGAGGUGCUGCAGGAGCCAUACAACGCCGUCCCGAAUCUACCCACCCCGGCCGAGACGCCAUCCAUCCAACACCUGGGCUCCCAGCUCCAGCCCUACGCUCCGGUUCACACGGCCGCCGCGAACACGAUGCCGAGCGGGCGGGCGGCUGGCUUCCAGAUGGAUGUCCGAGGCCUGGCUGAUCGCGUGAACAAGCUUCUCCAAGAGCUUUUGCGGGUUGCCGGCGAGGCUCGGGAGGAACACUUUGCGGGCCUCCCAAGACCGCAUCCGGUGCUCGAUGUUGUCGAUGCCCUGGUCCAGCUCAUCAUCAAGACGUCGCAGAAUUCCGAAGAGUUUGCCAUCUAUGCCGCGGAACAAAUCAGCGCCCUCAUCUUCCAGCAGGUGGAGGACAACCUGACUCUGGAAAGCCUCGUUCAUGUCCUUGAGACUCUCCGCAAGAUUUCCGGCCCUGCGCUGAACAAUCGCGUGCGGUCACUCUUCAGCCAACAGCCGGGACCAAACUUUCUGAGCUUGCCUCUUCUGGCCGCGUUGGUGCGUACCGAUCUGCUGGACUGGAGGAGCAUCGACUUGGCCAUGUCCAAGGCACUCGAGGUCCGAAAGGACGGCUCCCUGGAAUUUCUGGAACGCAUGCUCGAUCUCUCCCUGCUUGGCAAUCGUCCGAUUGCGCUGUACGCGGACUUUGUGCGAUCCCUCGAAGUGGCGUGGGCCUGGAUCUGCGACGACCCUAGCUCCCCUCCCGGACAGCGGUUGAAGAGCAAGCUCGUGGGCUCGGGCAUGCCUCAGCCAUCACGGGCAACCGACGGCGAUGAAGCAGUCGUGCGACAAGACCAGAUGGAGUACGUUUUCGAGGAAUGGGUACAUCUCUGCAACAACCAUAAUGCAUCGACCAAGGCUACCAGCGUCUUCAUCCAGCAGCUGCAGGCGAAACAGGUCAUCCGCGGGCGAGAUGACUUUUUCCUCUUUGUGCGCACCGCCAUCGACCUGUCGGCGGAUCGCUUCGAUCACAUCCUGCAUUCGGGAUCCAUCGGCGAUGCCUACGCCACGGUGGACUCUCUGGCGAGGCUGAUCAGCAUUUUCAUCACAAUGCACAAUGACGGCUCGACCUCCCGCGCAUCCUUUCUCGACUCCAUCUUGGUGCUGAUCGGUCUUGUUCUCAACCAUCACCACGUCAAGAGGGGAGAGCACCUGAACCAAAGGGUGUUCUUCCGCCUGUUUUCCAUGCUCUUGCACGAGACGCACAACAUGUUCGAGGACCUCGCAGAAGAGGAGCAGCGCAACAUGACGUUGAAAUUUGCGCAUAGAUUUCAAGCACUUGGACCGCUCCGCCUCCCCGGCUUCAUCUUUGGCUGGCUCUCUCUUCUGCAGCACCGAGUCUUCCUCCCGGUCUUGCUGCGGAUUCCAGACAAUGCCGGAUGGGGCCCCUCUGUGAAGCUGAUUGUCCAGCUUCUGGACUGCCUUAGUGAGCAGCUGAAAGCUUUUAGCGUGUCGCCUGUAACCAAGGAGGUCUACCGAGCCACGCUCAAACUUCUCGUCGUCCUUCAGCACGACUUUCCGGACUUCUUGGCGGCCAAUCACGUCAAGUUGUCUGCAAGCAUUCCGCCCCAUUGCACCCAGCUGCUCAACGCGAUUCUCUCUGCCAACCCUCAGCAAAGCUACGGCAAGCUGCCCGACCCGAUGCAUCCGGGACUCAAGGUCGAGCGGAUGGAGGAGAUGAAGACGCAUCCUGGGCUCAUCGACGAAUCGGUGGCGAUUUUGCGAGAAUGCGGGCUUCUCAAUGUCCUCGAGCAGAUCCUGCAGAGCGGGCCGUCGGAAGACGCGGUUGCCCAGAUUGCGCAUGCCAUGACACACAACAUGACAAAGGAAACCGCCUUUGGACACGUCGCAGUAGCCGCAAAUAACCACGUGAUCGGGGCGGUUCUUAUGUACGUUGGGCAUCACGCUGCGGACCGUGGCUCGCAAACAGCAAACUCGGCCUCCGUCAACGGCAGCGAGCCCGAUGUGUCGACGCUGUCACUUCUGGUCCACGAGCUUCCACCCGAGGCGAGGUACUACCUCUUAUCCGGCAUGGUCAACCAGCUGCGAUUUCCCAAUGCGCACACGGAUUUUUUCAGCCAACUCAUCCUCAACAUAUUUGGAAAGGACUUGAAUGACCCCGAGGAGUCUGAGAUUCGGCAGGAGAUUACGCGGGUUCUCCUGGAGCGACUUGUUGGCUUCUGGCCUCAGCCGUGGGGGCUCAUGUACACGAUUCUCGAAUUGGUCAAGAACGAAAAGUACAUGUUCUUCGACCUCCCAUUCGUCAAGUCAACUCCAGAGGUUGCCGACAGGUUCGCAGCCGUCCUGCAGCGGGCCUAG